This is a messenger RNA of Salvia hispanica, 516 nucleotides long. RefSeq lists its product as uncharacterized. The record is from RefSeq and is a predicted model, not a curated record. Lineage: Eukaryota; Viridiplantae; Streptophyta; Magnoliopsida; Lamiales; Lamiaceae.
AUGGAUUUUGCGGAGACAAUUGCGGACUGCCAGCUCCUGGAUGUGGGCGCUAAUGGUUCUAAAUUCACUUGGGCAAGGGGGGAUACUUUGGAGAGGCUGGACCGAGUUCUUAUUGGUGAAGGAUGGGCGAACCUGUUCGAAUCCACGAGAGUUUCGAAUCUCCCUAGAAUUCUGUCUGAUCAUUGCCCGCUUUUGAUAAGGUGUCAGAUACCAGGACCUCGAGCUAAGCCAUCCUUUCGGUUUCAAAAUAUGUGGGUACGGCAUUCCUCGUUUUUGAAGGAAGUGGAACGGAGCUGGAGGGAGGAAACAGGUACUAGCGGUAUGAUCAAUAUCCAAAUCAAGCUCAGCCGGCUUAAGAAAAAUUUAAGAAUCUGGAACCGUGUGGUCUUUGGUAACAUUUUUGAAAAAGUAAGGAAAGCCGAGGUGGAGGCUAAGAAAGCCACGGAAAGAUAUGAUCAGAAUCCCGCUCCUGAGUUGAGAUCAGAAAUGCAGAGAUGGCUGCGGAAUUCUUACUAA